CUUCAUCAUGACCUCUUGGCGCUCUCUUUUCUUCUCUCUCUUAUUUUUCUCCCUAACUCCUCUUUUGCUUUCUCUUGGAACUAGUGUUCUGGUGGGUCUCCAACAAGACUGAGGCAUUUGAAAGUCAAGACACGUGUUCAGAGGGUUUGGUUUAAUGGUUUGUGUUUUGAUGCUUCUGUUUUGGUUUUUGAAGGACUUUCAUUCCAAAGGAGAGAGAUGAGAAGAAGGGUUGUUUGUUGAAGUUUUUAGGACUAAAGUUUGAGUUUUUAUGCAAAGUUUGAUGAUAAUGGAUCCACGUUUUUGUGGGUUUAAUGGUUCCCAUAAUGAAAUCCGGUUGGGGAAUCAGUCUUUGCCGAUUCUGCAGAAUCAGAGAUUUGAAAACGGUUUUUUUGACCAAUCUAGGGAAUUUGGUUACCUUCAAUCCAAUCUAGUACCAGCCAACAACAUACCUUCAUCCUCGGUUUUGACUCAUGAGGAAGAACCUUCCCCGGAGGAUUGUGAGUUUUCUGAUGCUAUUUUGAGUUACAUCAGUCAGAUCCUUAUGGAAGAAGACAUGGAGGAUAAGACAUGCAUGUUGAAAGAUUCUUUGGAUCUUCAAAUUGCUGAGAAAUCGUUCUAUGAGGUCAUAGGUGAAAAGUACCCUUCUUCUUCUUUAGGAAAUCCAAGUCCUGUUGAUCCAUAUGAUGGGGGUGGGGAUAAUACUCUCUCUGAUAAUUAUGUUUCUUGUUCUUAUAAUGAUGGUGAUCUUAGUAGCAUUUUUACUAACAAUUCUUUGCGCCGAAACUUGGGGGAACCUCCUAACCUAAAUUUUCAAGGCAAUAAUAGCAUUUCAAAGUUAUCUUAUAGUUCUUCAAACAGUGUGAUAAGUAGUGUGGAAGGGCCUGUGGAAUCUCCAAGCAGUAUUCUCCAGGCUCCUGAUCUGAACAGUGAGAAUCAAUCCAUUUUGCAAUUUCAGAAGGGUGUUGAGGAGGCUAGCAAGUUUCUUCCAAGUGGAAAUGCGCUCUUUGCUAAUUUGGAUGUGGCUAAUUUUUCAACACUAGAAGAGGAUAAAAUGGGGAGUGAUGAAUUGUCUGUCAAGGUGGAGAAGAAUGAGGGUGAGCCUUUCCUUGUUGGAGCCAAAGGAAGGAAACAUCACCACAGGGAAGAGGGGGAUGUUGAAGAAAAUAGAAGCAGCAAGCAAGCCGCGAUUUUCUCCGAACCUACAUUGCGAACAACAAUGACUGAUAUAAUCCUGCUUUAUAGUUUAGGGGAUGGCAAGAAGCAUUACAUAGCCCGUCGUGAGGCUUUGCAAAUUAAGAAUGACAAGAUAGUGCUGUCAAAUGGUAAAUCAAAGGCUUCCAAUAGUGGCAAGGGACGUGGUAAGAAACACAAUGGGAAAAAGGAAGUGGUUGAUUUGAGAACACUUUUGGUCCUUUGUGCACAAACUGUUGCUGCAGAUGACUAUAAAGGGGCACAUGAGUUGCUGAAGCGGAUCAGACAGCACUCAAACCUUUUUGGGGAUGGAAAUCAGAGGUUGGCUCAUAUCUUCGCAGAUGGCCUUGAAGCACGAUUGGCUGGUACUGGAAGCCAGAUUUACAAAGGACUUGUGAGUAAAAGAACAUCAGCUGCGGAUUUUCUGAAGGCCUUUCAUCUAUAUCUUGCUGCUUGCCCUUUUAGGAAGAUGGCUAGUUUUAUCUCUAAUGUUACAAUAAGGAAAUCUUCAGAAAAUUCAGCUAGGCUCCAUGUUAUUGAUUUUGGUAUCCUUUAUGGUUUCCAGUGGCCAACUUUGAUUCAGAGACUUUCUGCAACAUUUGGAGGUAAACUUCGGAUUACAGGAAUAGACUUCCCACAACCUGGUUUCAGGCCUGCUGAGAGAAUUAUUGAAACUGGACGCCGGCUAGCAGCAUAUGCUGAAUCUUUUAAGGUUCCAUUUGAGUACAAUGCAAUAGCAAAAAAAUGGGAAACAAUUCAACUUGAGGAACUCAAGAUUGAUAGGGAUGAGUACCUUGUUGUUACCUGUUUUUAUCGUGGUAAAAAUGUGCUGGAUGAAUCUGUGGUUGUGGACAGUCCAAGGAAUAAAUUCCUGAGUUUGGUAAGGAAGAUCAACCCAGAUUUAUUCAUUCAUGGCAUUACUAACGGGGCCUUUAAUGCACCUUUCUUUGUUACUCGAUUUCGGGAGGCACUGUUUCACUACUCUUCACUUUUUGACAUGCUUGAAACCAUUGUGCCUCGCGAGGACUGGGAGAGGAUGCUAAUUGAGAAAGAGAUAUUUGGGAGGGAAGCAUUGAAUGUCAUAGCUUGUGAAGGCUGUGAGAGAGUAGAGAGGCCAGAGACAUAUAGGCAGUGGCAAGCCCGGAUUCUAAGGGCUGGAUUUUUGCAACAAUCUUUUGAGCGUGAGUUAGUAAAGAGGGCAAUAGAGAAAGUAAGGACUAGCUACCACAAAGAUUUUGUAAUUGAUGAAGAUAGUCAAUGGUUGUUGCAAGGUUGGAAGGGGCGAAUUGUUUACGCCCUUUCUUGUUGGAAACCUGCAUGACAACCAAGAAGGUACAAGUGCAUCUCACUAGGGCUUUGUGAAUUGAUUUCACUUCUGAGGAGCUCAGGUACUUCAAUUACCCCUUUUCUCAGUUCUUUUCAACAAUGCUGGUUUUUGUCAUUGUUGUUUGAGUUUGACACAUCUUGAACUAACAUGAAUCUGAUAGUUGACCAGGGUGUGCCCAAUAUGUAGGGUUCAAGAUUAAAAGUAAGGGUUGAAGCUGUGAGUUCAGUUGGGGAAAACUUGGUUACUGAAUGGCCUGGUAUGAAAGUAGAUAAUGCAUGUUAUUCUCCCAUAAGAUCAUUUAGGAAGUCUGUUUUGUGAUAGCUAAUUUGAGAGUUGUCAAAUGAACAUGAUCCAAUAUAAUGUUGCAGACUGCAGAUGAAUUUAGCAUGUAAUAAGACCAAACCUUUAUUGCUGUUACUCAUUUUGACCUUUCUAUUUCAGUACAUUUUACUUAACUGAAGAUGAUAGUUUGCGUAUUUCCUCCUAACAAUUGAUGGAAUAUUUAUUUUGGAGAAAUACUUGUUGCACACCAGAUGGCGUGUUGCUAUUCAAACUGUACCAAAAGCAAAAGUUUGGUUAGGUCCAUGUAGCUUAAAUGCUGUAAUUGGUGCAAGUGUGGACGUGCUGUGCAAAUAGAAGUUCUCUUCACAUUUGCUUUUGAAGACUUGUUUCAACAUUUGACCCAUGAUGGGUGGUGGGGACCUCCUCUAUUUGGAAUUUUGAACACUGUUGUUGAUACAUAUAUUUCCUUGUUGAAUUAUUACCGGGGAGAAUCAUUUUCUCAAUGUAUGAUUUAAUUUGACGUGCUAAAUAUGGUGUGCGUUUAGUACUUGUUUGGUCCUGCAACCAAAUCUAUAGUUGGUCACCAUUCAUCAUUUGACCUUCCCUUUAGUGGAUAGAUGAUGAAAGUUGUUCUUUGGUACAGCGGAAGCACUAUAAUUUUUAAUUUGGACAUGCUAUUGAAACCCUUCAUCACUAGCUCAUUGCAUGUAACUUAUAGCUAUUGAAAGUGGAUCAAAAUUCAAAAGUAAUUCUGUGUAUGCAUUUAUGGGCUUAAUUUUGAUUCAUUGUCCCUGUUAAACUGUC
This is a messenger RNA of Cajanus cajan (pigeon pea), 3604 nucleotides long. Its product is annotated as scarecrow-like protein 9. NCBI's taxonomy places the organism in Eukaryota, Viridiplantae, Streptophyta, Magnoliopsida, Fabales, Fabaceae. The record is from RefSeq and is a predicted model, not a curated record.